This is a messenger RNA of Sapajus apella (tufted capuchin), 6759 nucleotides long. It is a transcript of the gene SNX27, whose product is annotated as sorting nexin 27. The coding region runs from base 186 to 1781 and encodes 531 amino acids. Gene Ontology annotation, molecular function: phosphatidylinositol-3-phosphate binding; protein binding. Gene Ontology annotation, biological process: intracellular protein transport; signal transduction. Gene Ontology annotation, cellular component: early endosome. Lineage: Eukaryota; Metazoa; Chordata; Mammalia; Primates; Cebidae. The record is from RefSeq and is a predicted model, not a curated record. The transcript has 12 exons.
UCCGCUUUACCCCCGCCCCCUGCCUCCCCUUCACCCCGCGCCAACAGCUCGGUGGCCGAGUCGGUCCCGCGGCCGGCGGAUCGAGCGCGCGCGUCGGGGGGUCGUGCGGCUGCCGGGCAGGGCGAGCACGCGCCGGGAGGCCUUGGAGGCGUAGGGGGCGGGGGUACGGCUCGCCUGCUCGCAAGAUGGCGGACGAGGACAGGGAAGGGAUUCACCCCUCAGCCCCUCACAGGAACGGAGGUGGCGGCGGCGGCGGCGGCGGCGGGGGUUCUGGGCUCCACUGCGCCGGGAACGGCGGCGGGGGAGGCGGCGGCCCGAGGGUCGUGCGCAUCGUCAAGUCCGAGUCCGGCUACGGCUUCAACGUGCGGGGCCAAGUGAGCGAGGGCGGGCAACUGCGGAGCAUCAAUGGAGAGCUCUACGCGCCGCUGCAGCAUGUGAGCGCCGUGCUGCCCGGGGGGGCGGCCGAUCGGGCCGGGGUGCGCAAGGGGGACCGCAUCCUGGAGGUGAACCACGUGAAUGUUGAGGGGGCGACACACAAGCAGGUGGUGGACCUGAUCCGAGCAGGCGAGAAGGAAUUGAUCUUGACAGUGUUAUCUGUACCUCCUCAUGAGGCAGAUAACCUAGAUCCCAGUGACGACUCGUUGGGACAAUCAUUUUAUGAUUACACAGAAAAGCAAGCAGUGCCCAUAUCGGUCCCCAGAUACAAACAUGUGGAGCAGAAUGGUGAGAAGUUUGUGGUAUACAAUGUUUACAUGGCAGGGAGGCAGCUGUGCUCCAAGAGGUACCGGGAGUUUGCUAUCCUACACCAGAACCUGAAGAGAGAGUUUGCCAACUUUACAUUUCCCCGACUCCCAGGGAAGUGGCCAUUUUCAUUAUCAGAACAACAAUUAGAUGCCCGACGUCGGGGAUUGGAAGAAUAUCUAGAAAAAGUGUGUUCAAUACGAGUAAUUGGUGAGAGUGACAUCAUGCAGGAAUUCCUAUCAGAAUCAGAUGAGAACUACAAUGGUGUGUCUGACGUAGAGCUGAGAGUAGCAUUACCAGAUGGAACAACGGUUACAGUCAGGGUUAAAAAGAACAGUACUACAGACCAAGUAUAUCAGGCUAUUGCAGCAAAGGUUGGCAUGGACAGUACGACAGUGAAUUACUUUGCCUUAUUUGAAGUGAUCAGUCAUUCCUUUGUACGUAAGUUGGCACCUAAUGAGUUUCCUCACAAACUCUACAUUCAGAAUUAUACAUCAGCUGUGCCAGGUACCUGCUUGACCAUUCGAAAGUGGCUUUUUACAACAGAAGAAGAAAUCCUCUUAAAUGACAAUGACCUUGCUGUUACCUAUUUCUUUCAUCAGGCGGUCGAUGAUGUGAAGAAAGGUUACAUCAAAGCAGAAGAAAAGUCCUACCAAUUACAGAAGCUAUAUGAACAAAGAAAAAUGGUCAUGUACCUUAACAUGCUAAGGACUUGUGAGGGCUACAAUGAAAUCAUCUUUCCCCACUGUGCCUGUGACUCCAGGAGGAAGGGGCACGUUAUCACAGCCAUCAGCAUCACGCACUUUAAACUGCAUGCCUGCACUGAAGAAGGACAGCUGGAGAACCAGGUGAUCGCAUUUGAAUGGGAUGAGAUGCAACGAUGGGACACAGAUGAAGAAGGGAUGGCCUUCUGUUUCGAAUAUGCACGAGGAGAGAAGAAGCCCCGAUGGGUGAAAAUCUUCACGCCAUAUUUCAAUUACAUGCAUGAGUGCUUUGAGAGGGUGUUCUGCGAGCUCAAGUGGAGAAAAGAGGAAUAUUAGUUAGAGACUGAUUAUCUCAUAUGAGCCAGGACAUUCUUCCAGCAAGGUUGGCCUCUGGAUGGUGAACGGGCUGUGCAAAAAAGCCCCGCUUCUUCCCUUGUCUAGAGGGUGGACAUUGGCUACAGGCUCUUCCAUCUCUCAUGACUUCAUGGACCCUCCUCUGCCAGUUUUUUAAAUCAGAUCACCCUCCAUGUUGCUCCUGACCCACAGGGGCAGCUGUCCUCAGUUGUAGCCGUCUGACUGGAUGAGUCCUGGCAGUCUUUCUAGGUGAAUCAAGAAUGUGUAUGUGAGGAAAGGUGUUUGCUAUUGCUUUACUGCUGUCUGUAUGUGCCAGUGCUGGAGAAGAAAUUGGAAGAUUCUGAAUAAUUAGCUACUUAUUCUCAAAGAAAAUCUUUGAAAGGAUAAAGAGGUCAAGUCAAGAACGUGAAAAUUUAUAUUCUUAGUACAGUGGAAAGAACAUUGGGCUCUGGGAAUUUUAUCUGGGUUUUCUCCUGUUUUUUGUUUUUUUUUUUUCCCCCUCUGUGUAAUUUUGGGUAAAUCAACCUCCCUAGUUCUCCGUUUUCUCUUCUGUAAAACAGGAAGACUGAACCAGGUAAUUAAUAUUCAAGGUCCCUGCCGGCUCUAAAAGGCUAUGAUUCUAGAUGAGAAGUUAUAUCAGGACAGGUGGGACCAAUCAGAUUGAGCUGUCCAGGCAUACCUUUUUAGCUUCCAUUUGAGGAGUUGUCUCCAGAUAAGAGGAGAUGUGGCUUCCCAAUAACUCUUUUUUUUUUUUUUCCUUCCAGAACAUUUUCCAGAUGGCGAGGUCACAGCAGAGAGAUAUGGCCACCUAGCCUUUCUUUACCCCCUUCCCUUCCCUUCGCCCCCAUCCUCUUACCCCUUUCAUGUCCCGUGUCAGACAGAGUAACCAUUAACACAAAAGAAGAGAAAAAGUUAAAAAGUCAUUAUAUUCAAAAGCCCUAAACUAAAUACUAUUAAUAACCCCCUCUGAAUUUCAUGUCUCUGGAAUUGAGGUGGUAGAGAACAGCAGAUUGGUUAGCAUCAGAAGUCAACUGAGUUAAGACAGGAAAGGAAAUAAGCCCAACCAGCUUGCCAAAGGUAUCUUUGUUCUUUCGCCUGGGCCUCAUACCAACAGCCUCUCCUUGUACUAUAUUUUUAAAACUGGAACUAUGAACUUCAUCCAUUUGCACUGUUCAGACAUAUAUAUGUAUGUAUGUAAAAAUUAUAUAUACACAAAUUAGCUGCACGUAUAUACAUAUAUAUAUUUCUUUUUAAAUUUCAUAUUGAUGGCAGUACCUUUUUUAGCUUGUGUUUUACACACCUUUCACUAGAAUCCACGACCUCUCUCGUGCUCUCUUUAUUUUGAAACAAACUUUAAAAAGGAAAAAAAAAAAAAAAACAUUUUACAGGGAAAAUACCUCUCCUCAUGAAGGACUCGAAAAGUUUACAACCUGCUUGGAUUUUUGCCCCUUUUUUGUAUUGAGUAUAGAUUCUGGCUCAUGGGUUACCAUAGAGUCUGAGGAGCAAGGAGUAUAGUUUCUUUAUCUUCCAAGAGGGUGCUGGGGAGGAGAAAGAGGUGUGUUUCUCAAGGUUAACAGGCUGUAGUUCUGCAGGGAGAGCCUGAAGUCUUGGUGUGGUCUCUUGAUUCUGUGACAGUUUUUCUGAUCCAUCUGUUUCUCUCACUCCUGGCUUUCUAGCCACAUUCUGCACUUCCUUCCUGCUUUCCGAGGUCCCCAGUAUGCUUUCCCUCAACUGGCCCUGAGUGGAGUAGUGGGUGGGCUCAGGAGGUUGGGAACCUGAAGCUGGUAGUAAUUUCCUGUUUUGCUUGCCUUUUUUUUUUUUUUUGAGACAGGAUCUUACUCUGUCGCCCAGACUGGAGUGUGGUAGCAUGAUCAUAGCUGAUUGUUACCUUGAAUUCCUGGGCUCAGGUGAUCCUUCCGCCUCACCCUCAUGAGUAGCUGGGACUACAGGUAAUGCACCACCACACCUGGCUAAUUCUUUAAAAAAUAUUUUUUUGUAGAGACAGGGUCUCAUUAUGUUUCCCAGGCUGGUCUCGAACUCCUGGCCUCAGGUAAUCUUCCUGUCUCAGCCUCCCAAAGUGCUGGGAUUACAGGCAUGAGCCACUGUGUCCUUCCCUGCCUUUUUUGCAGCAGGGAUAGUACGCAGGACCAGAGUUAAGCUGAUGCCUUAGGCAAACAGGUUGGACUUACAUAGGGGAAAGUAAGCAAGCAGUGCCCUAUGUACAUGAGGUUUUACCUUCUCCAUUCCUGACCAAUAACCACCCACAACUAUGACAUUCUCUGUGACUUCCUUAAACAGUGAUGGGGAGGGAUCCAAUAAUACCUUCAAGGUCUUGGGGAAACUUGCAGUGGGUCAGUGGUCUGUGCCAACCAAACUAUAGCCCCAUCCAAGCCAGCUGAGGACCCAGGAAGGAGUAGUAGGAAUAUGGUUGAUUUAGAUUGGUUUUAGUUAAAUGGAAACUGAAGGAAAACUCUUCUGCUUUCUGUCCUUCAAAGAGUUCCUCAUCUGAUCUUGCAGCUAGACCCUUUGAGCCCUAAAAGUUGCAUCCAAGGAUUAGAAGCCGGAGCUAACUGGGGUAGGACAAUAUCCCCAGCCCCCUAAGCUCUGUAGUUAUACAUAAGAAGCACCAAGUCAGGCUCAGAUGCAACUAAAACACAUCUUUGAGCCUUUUAUUUUUCCCUGCUCCCCCUUCCAAACAAAACCUUCAUAGGAUGGCAUCUUUCGCUCUAACUGCGAGACAGUCACAAAUGGUUGUAGUCAACUCCACUGAGCAGCAUUGGGUAGUUGGAAAGUCUAUUUUUUUUUUUUUUUUUCCAAAAUGGAGUCUUGCUCUGUCACCCAAGCUGGAGUGCAGUGGCGCGAUCUCAGCUCACUGCAACAUCUGCCUCCUGGGGUCAAGCAAUUCUCCGGCCUCAGCCUCCCAAGUAGCUGUGAUUACAGGUGGCUGCUACCAAACAUAAGAAUGCUGAAUGUGUAAAGUUGCAGCGGGAUCCCUAAUUUGAAGACUUUGACACACAACUAACUUCUUUUGGCUUAAAUGAAUUUAAAAUGAGCCAAAGGACCCUGAAAAGAAGACAUGUUGAUUUCCCACUCCUAGAUGCUAAAGAUUCUUCUGGCACCAGCUUUGUUCAAACUGUAAAAAUAGCAAUUUGCCCCUACUCCACUCAGAGUGGGACAAGAAUGAACAAAUCUGGGAUUCCAUACGACAGCUCAAAUGCUGACCUUCGGAUAUGAGACAUAGGGAUUUGGAGGCCCCUUAGAGUGGGGAGAUGGUGCUGUGCUCCCUUUCUGGGAUAGCGUUCACUUGGUGCUUUGGAGAUGGGUGAGGACCGUACAGGUAGUUGGCCUGUUGGCAGAGGUUAUUUAGGAACAGCCCCUUCUUGAAAGUGUCCACUAACAAAGGACCCAGCUUGCAGCAAGGAGAUGGGGAAGGAGGGCAACCCUAAAGGACAGCGCCCUCUCCUUUUCCGCUUAUACCCAGCCCUGGAUGGUGGAGGCGGGGUCCCUGUGGCUUCGCAGGUCCUGUAGGAUCAAGCCCUUCUUUGCAUGAAGCAGUGUUAGUUGUGACCGUUCUCUCUCCCCUUCCUCUGCACUUCCCCUCUAUAAUCUCUACUGUUCUUAGUCCCAGCUUCUGCCCAGGGAGGCUUCUACCCAGACUUCUUUUGCAAUUUGUUCCUGGGAAGAGGGGGCUCCCCAUGCCCCCAGCUUCAUCCCAGCAGAACCAGCAGGAUCCUCCUGGUCUCUCAUUGGCCUCCCUCCACACUUGGUUUCUAUCCUCUAGGGUAGAAGCUCAGAGCUUUUUAUGGCCCAAGAGCAAACGUGGACCCUGAGAAACCUGUCCCUGCAGAAAGAUUCCCUUGGGCCAUGCUUUGGGCCCUCUACUCUUUAUAUGUUUAUUCUAUUCUCUGUUUUCCUGCCCUCUCCUUACCCUAGGCCGAAGCACAGGUACAGAUAUGUGCGUGCUCAGGGCAGCUCCUAGGCCUGGACUGAGCUCUCAGGGAGGAAUUAGAUAAAUAUUCCAUCAUCCUUAUGCCUGGCCCAUUUAGUUUCACCCUUUAGUUACCCAGGCCGGUAGCUUUGGGUUAUCCCUUCUUGUAGCUCCAAACCCAAUGCUUGGAGCAGUGAAAUAGGGCACUGACAGGAGGUGACACUUCGCUCUCCUAUCUCAGAAUUUGCCAACUUCUGGCUGGGCUCCUAGGAGGCAGUUUUCUUGAAGGGGACUUCAUCCUAGUUGACCUAAAUUUUCCAGACCAGGAGGGGUGCUGUGCCCUCCCUUCUCUCCAUCAUACUAUUUGGCUAGAUUGAUUCAGCAGUAGAAGCUCUUUGAUGUGUUGACCCCAACAUACAGCUGUUUCUUCACCAGCUGCCUUGUGUCACAGUAGCUUCCUUUGGAGGAUGAUGUGAUAGAACACUCGGAGAGAGGGAAGAAGAGAGGCAGUGGCUAUGCUUCUCUAGCUCCCCAUCUUCCAGGUCCACCUCUUGACUUCCUCUUCCCCUAACGUGAGCACAUCACGCCAGGCCUCAUUGCUGCUAGGACAGCAUCAGCUCACUCCUCAGCAAUAAUCUAGGGUAUGUGGGAAGGUCAGGGCUAUGGGAAGGAGUAGAUUCAAAGAGGGGAGUGAUACGGGGUCGGGGCACUUGGCCACCUGCUAAACUUGGACGUUAAUUUUAUAUCAUGACCCCCUUUUAAGCCAGUGAGCUGGGCUUCAGUCUUUCCCAGGCCACGCACAUUUAAUUUAUUUGAGAGAAACUCUAAUUGUAUUUUCACUGCAGUAUCUUGUAUUUUUUAUUUGUGAUUUAAGAAAUGUGAAGAGAAAAUACACAGACACAAUAAUGGCUAACAGUGUUUCUUUCAUUCCUUGUUCUAGAGCUAACCACUCUAAAAUUGUUUGGUAAUGUCACUUAGUGUAAUUAAUUGUAACAUAUUCUUUUAAAUAAAUUGAUUUAUUGAUCAAACACU